This is a messenger RNA of Otolemur garnettii (small-eared galago), 1765 nucleotides long. It is a transcript of the gene TAX1BP3, whose product is annotated as Tax1 binding protein 3. Lineage: Eukaryota; Metazoa; Chordata; Mammalia; Primates; Galagidae. Gene Ontology annotation, biological process: neurotransmitter receptor transport postsynaptic membrane to endosome; neurotransmitter receptor transport, endosome to postsynaptic membrane. Bases 398 to 922 code for a protein of 174 amino acids. The record is from RefSeq and is a predicted model, not a curated record. The transcript has 4 exons. Gene Ontology annotation, cellular component: adherens junction; postsynaptic density; postsynaptic membrane. Gene Ontology annotation, molecular function: protein binding.
CUGCACCAGCCUGACUUUUCUAGAUCCCUAGCUGCCUGAGAGAGGGGGGGCCAAGUUUGUUAAAAGAGGGUAAGCCGCAGGGAGUCACCUUGCUGCCUAACCUUAUGUAGAAAUUCAGGACUGGGCCCUGUCUCUUAGCCCAAGGGCCUGUACUUACUAUGGGGGUGGGUGCACAGUUAAGUUUUGGCAGAGGUGGAGCAGGCCUGGAAGAACUCACACUUUUGGGCAUGAGGAUCCAGGUGCAGUGGGCCUCAGAGAUCAUACCUCCUGCUCCUCACCCUCCUGCCUUGGCUGGUCACAGGGCCUUCCUCAAAGCUUUAGGACCAAGGUCCCCCAAUUCUUCUAACACCAGGAACAGUGGUAGGGUCAAGCUCCUCCCUCUUGUCUUGGAUUGGGGAUGGGGUGGGGAGGAUUCCUCCACAGUCCCUGCCCUCUCCCAUGUAAUUACCAUUUUGGCCACUCCUCUGAACUUUGGCUCCAUAGAUCUAUCUGGACACCCACCUGUAUGGCUCCAGGCACUCCAGCUCAACCUGCGCCUCCUCCUCCUGGGUCCCCAUCUGAGAGAUGGUGUGUCCAGCCAGGCCAGCAAAGAGUUGAAAUUCACAAACUGCGUCAAGGUGAGAACUUAAUCCUGGGCUUCAGCAUUGGAGGCGGAAUUGACCAGGAUCCGUCCCAGAAUCCCUUCUCAGAAGAUAAGACAGACAAGGGCAUUUACGUCACACGGGUGUCUGAAGGAGGCCCUGCUGAAAUUGCUGGGUUGCAGAUUGGGGACAAGAUCAUGCAGGUGAACGGCUGGGACAUGACCAUGGUCACACAUGACCAGGCCCGGAAGCGGCUCACCAAGCGUUCAGAGGAGGUGGUGCGACUGCUGGUGACACGGCAGUCACUGCAGAAGGCUGUGCAGCAGUCCAUGCUGUCCUAGCAGCCCUCCAUCGUCUGUGCCUGCCUGCUUGCCUAUUUGUACAGUGACAUCACUUCCACACUGUCUGCCUCUCAUCCUGGCUUCUAAGUGCUGGGCCCCAGCUCAGAAGGGCAACCACUGACCCCAGAGGCCUGACCCAAUUCUACUUCCCCUCUUCCGACUUUGGGACCAGCUCCCUUCCUUGGACACUGAGGACUGGAUACAGGGCAUGGGGCUGAGUGGUAGCCAGUCUGCAGUGACCAAAGGCUCGGUCUCCAGACUCUGCUGCUUGGCCACAGCAAUGCCCAGGCAAGGGGGAAACACCAUUUCCUGGGAGCCACCAAUGCUGGGAAAUGCCAGGCGGGCUGGCAUUUCCUGCUUUGCCCUGCCCCAUACUGCCUGCGCCCCCUCCGCAGUACCUGUGCCCUCUGCUUUUCCCUGUGUUGCCCAGUGGGGAACAGGACACACACACUGCCAGGGGCAUGACAGUUUGCCUGGGUGGAAGCCAGGCAGGCUCCCUGUUCACCUCUAUUCUCCCAAAGGCUGCUGGCCUCCCGAGGGUUUGCUUGCUUACAGGAUUUAGAGAGGUUCAAGGCUGACAUUUCAGCACAGCUCUCAGGAUUGCUAUUUUCCUCUAUGCCUGUGGGUUUAACUUUUGUAUUUUUUUAAUCACAACUUUGAUAUAAAAUUUAUCUUACUUUUUGGAGAUGCCAGUCCUACUUUUGAAUGUUGCUUCCUAAUUCACGUUUAAGAACAGCUGCUCUUACCAAGUGUACAAGCCUUACCUUGUUAACUGUGGAAAUGGGGCAGCAGCACGUGUCUCUUACCCCAUGUUGUGUGUACAAUAAACAAUGCUGGAAUUCA